CUCUGGCGGUGCUGAGCGGCGGGCCUGGACCUCCACACGCAACGCCAAGCUUUGGCUUUGGUCCCCGGAAUGUGCUGGACAGCGCCUGCGGGGUGGCAGAGCUCUGAAAAUCAUUCUACCCCACCCCUCUCCAGAUCUAUACAGGCCUUUCUUGGCCUUUUGAUGUUCCCCAACCUCAUCACCAUCGCCGAGCCGCCUUCUUUCCUGGACAUUGGAGCAGGAGGGGUACAGCUGUUUUGGGAUGCUGCAGUGUCUCCCAGAGUAGAGGGAAGGCUGCCUUUACUGCGUGGAAUGUGCAUGGGAGGAAUUCCAGAAACUUUCUUUUCACUGAAGUCACCAUCUCUGGACCCAAAGGUAGAGGAAUAAGCAUGGUUUGGUUGUGGGUGACGUGGGGUUGAGCCCUGAAAAUUGUGGAGACUCUCCAUGGCCUCAGCCUCCAAAGACAACUCACAGGAAAAAUAGGGAAUGGGUGGUGGUGAUGUCCACAGUCAGCAGAUUUCUACCAGGUGUGAGACAGGGCACAGGAUUCAACUGUGUCCUGGGCAAAUCACUGACCUUCUCUGGCCUUCCCAGGACAUCAGGCCUGCACAUCCACACUAAUAGGGACGACUGCGAGACCUACUCCGGGAAGCCGAAGGAUCGAGUGUAUCUACUUUCUACUUAUCAGGACUGGAGCAAUGAGCAGGAUCAGUCCAUUGCUUUUGACUGCCGCUGCUCCGUGACCUGCUUCCGGAAGCACAAAGAGCAGUGCAAUCCCGAAACUCGUCCUGCUGAGAAAAAAAUAAGGUCCGCUGUUACGGCAAAAACUGUAAAGCCCACAGAAAACAAAGAUGACGACGACUCUGUAGCUGACUUUCUCAAUAGUGAUGAGGAAGAGGACAGAGUGUCUUUGCAGAAUUUAAAGAAUUUAGGCGAGUCUGCAGCACUGAGAAGCCUUCUGCUCAACCCGCACCUUCGACAGCUGAUGGUCAGCCUCGAUCAGGGUGACAAUAAGGCGAAGCUCAUGCGAGCCUGCAUGCAGGAGCCCUUGUUUGUGGAGUUCGCGGACUGCUGUUUACGGAUCGUGGAGCCAUCCCGGGAGGAGGAUUCGUGAGCUGAACUCCCGAGCUGCUUGCUGGCACGUGCAUUCACCCUGCCUGCUACCCCCAGAAGAGCUAGCGUGGGGCCCUCGGCCAGGGUGCUGACUUCCAGGCCCGCUGCACAAGCUCUUUGUCUUCGGCACUGUGGGCGUGGGUUCCAGACAAGAGGAGGAUACUCAAGGUGACAAACCCUUGAUGGAGGGAGAACUGGACAUUCAGAUGGUGGUGUUUAGAUAUUUUAAUUUUGGUACAGUUGAGACAUCACAUGAUUGGUCAAGUUUCAUACCCAUUUGAGUUAAAACUUGCUCACUGUUGCUAAAUAAAAUCAGGACAUGGUAAUUCUGUGGUAAA
Messenger RNA from Mustela erminea (ermine), 1430 nucleotides. RefSeq names its product zinc finger HIT-type containing 3 (gene ZNHIT3). The transcript has 8 exons. The record is from RefSeq and is a predicted model, not a curated record. Gene Ontology annotation, molecular function: protein binding. The coding region runs from base 479 to 1093 and encodes 204 amino acids. Gene Ontology annotation, cellular component: pre-snoRNP complex; nucleus. NCBI's taxonomy places the organism in Eukaryota, Metazoa, Chordata, Mammalia, Carnivora, Mustelidae. Gene Ontology annotation, biological process: maturation of LSU-rRNA from tricistronic rRNA transcript (SSU-rRNA, 5.8S rRNA, LSU-rRNA); snoRNA localization; box C/D snoRNP assembly.